AUGUUGCGUCUCUGCCGUGUGUCACUGCGUGUCCAGUCACACCAGAAGAAGCGCGCACAGCACCCCAACGCCGGCACACGGUUUGGACGUGUGUACAAUCGCGGUUUCAUUCGGUACGGCUUCGGUGGUUUCGGCAUGAGCGUCUACACGCCCAAAAAGGACCGCCGAUUUCGCGUUCAGCCACUUCCUUCUUUACAUGCAAAUUCAUUGGCUGAUGAUACUCCUCUAGUGACAACGACGCGAACGUUGUCUCCAAACUUCCGUGCCUUUGCAUUGCAGGAUGGCGGGGUUUUCUUUACCCACCCGUCACAUGAGCAAGUGAUGCGCGUGGGGCAAAACAUACUGGCGGAAGAGACGAAGGCCACCGGUAUGACGUCCAUGGACACUUACGUAAACUCACGUAUUCAAUCCAUCAUAGCGGAAAACACUGUCGAGAAUGUUGCUCUGAGUCACUGGCGGAGGCGGCACAUGUGGAAUCUAGUAAGGACGCACGGCAAGUUACAGCGGCACUGGGGUGUGUCGGAUGCGACUAAAGGGGCGCGGUCGAAUAUAUACGGAAGGCCCUCAUAG
Trypanosoma brucei brucei TREU927 is the source of this 570-nucleotide messenger RNA. RefSeq lists its product as hypothetical. Bases 1 to 570 code for a protein of 189 amino acids. NCBI's taxonomy places the organism in Eukaryota, Euglenozoa, Kinetoplastea, Trypanosomatida, Trypanosomatidae. The transcript has a single exon. The record is from RefSeq and is a predicted model, not a curated record.